This is a messenger RNA of Aspergillus ochraceoroseus IBT 24754, 1647 nucleotides long. RefSeq names its product putative MFS monosaccharide transporter. The record is from RefSeq and is a predicted model, not a curated record. The transcript is spliced from 7 exons. Gene Ontology annotation, molecular function: carbohydrate:proton symporter activity. Gene Ontology annotation, biological process: carbohydrate transport; transmembrane transport. Gene Ontology annotation, cellular component: membrane. The coding region runs from base 1 to 1647 and encodes 548 amino acids. NCBI's taxonomy places the organism in Eukaryota, Fungi, Ascomycota, Eurotiomycetes, Eurotiales, Aspergillaceae.
AUGGCGGACCACAUAUCGUCAUGGAAUGUCGUCCACAAACUUGAGAAGCGCAGUCUUCUCAUUGCCAUCAACUGUGUCGCAGCAUUGUCGAUCCUCUUCUUCGGAUAUGAUCAGGGAAUGAUGGCCGGGGUCAACAAUUCCAAGGACUAUAUCGACCUCAUGGGCUUUGGCUACACCGAAAUGAGAGACGGCCACCCCACUCCCGUAGUCACAGACAGCCUGCUGCAAGGGGGGAUUGUGUCUGUCUACUACCUGGGCACUCUUUUCGGCGCACUGUUCGGUGGCUGGAUUGGCGACAAGAUUGGCAGGAUCAAAACCAUUGCAUCGGGUUCUGUUUGGGCAAUCCUUGGAGCCGCUUUACAGUGUUCUGCACAGAACCAUAAUUGGAUGAUUUGCUCUCGCUUCAUUAAUGGAAUCGGAACUGGUAUUCUCAAUGCGAUUGUUCCUGUCUGGGCUACAGAGACGGCGGAGCACACCUCACGCGGCCAAUUUAUUGCCAUCGAAUUUACAUUAAAUAUCUUUGGUGUGGUCGUGGCCUACUGGCUAGAGUUCGGCCUAUCGUACAUUGAUAACGGCGCAUCGCCUAUCCGCUGGAGAUUCCCCAUCGCCUUUCAGAUUAUCUUUUUGAUACUUCUUUUCGCCGUCGUCUGGUUCUUCCCCGAGUCCCCGCGUUGGCUAGUCAAGGUUGGCCGGGACCAAGAGGCACGCUACAUUCUUGGACGCCUCCGUGGGAGCAGCAGCGAUGAAGCGGUGAUUCAAGCUGAAGCCGAGUUUCGGGAUAUCCAAAGUGUUGCCGAGCUUGAACGAUCCAUGAACCACAGCACCUCCUAUCUGGCUAUGCUUUUUGGAUACAAGACUGGAAAGCUGCAUCUUGGCCGUCGCGUGCAGCUCGUCGUCUGGCUUCAGAUCAUGCAGGAAUGGGUUGGUAUUGCGGGAGUUACUGUUUAUGCACCGACUAUUUUUAGCAUUGCUGGGUUUGACUCGGUGAAAAGCCAAUGGAUUAGCGGGUUGAAUAAUAUCUUCUACAUGUUCUCUACUUUGAUUUGUGUCUUUACUCUCGACCGGAUCGGCCGUCGCCGGACCCUAUACUGGGGAUCCGUAGGUCAGGGAAUCGCCAUGUUCCUCGCAGGAGGAUUCUCACGACUCGCCAUCGAUGCCCGCGAAGCAGGAAACCUAUCGCGCGCGAGCUCGUUCGGUGCCGCUGCAGCAUCUAUGAUAUUUAUCUUUACUGCCGUCUUUGGCGCUACUUGGUUGACAGUGCCCUGGAUUUAUCCUGCGGAGAUCUAUCCACUGGCUGUCCGAGCGCGAGGAAAUGCCUGGGGUGUCGUUGGCUGGAGUAUCGGAAACGGCUGGCUGACCCUUCUCUGCCCGGUGAUGUUCAGCUCGAUCGGUGAAAAAACACUCUACGUCUUUGCCGCCAGUAACGUUGUCACACUUCCCAUGGUCUGGGCCUUGUACCCGGAGAGUAACCAACGUACUCUCGAGGACAUGGAUAUGUUGUUCGCGGCUGACUCGCCCUGGGUGUGGGAUGCGGAGAAGACGUUUGCGCGGCUCAAGGAGGAGAACCCGGGUUAUGUUGAAACGGCUGCGCGAAAGAACAGUUUUCUGGAGACGGAGGUUGCCGGACCGUCGGGUCUCGAAGCAUAA